UUCUGGGAAAUGAGAUAAAUGAACGGACGAUGGUUUUUUCCCGUUCACAUUAGAGAGAGUUGAUCUGAAAUGAGAAGUCCUUGAAAAGAAAACGGAGCUUCUCCUCCUCCGCGAGUUUUGGAUGGGUUUAUUAAAAUGAUUUGUCAGUAAUGUUUCUUAUUUGAGGAACAGAUUGAAUGGUGCGCUUUUUAACAACUUCACCUGAUAGGACACGCAUAAACACACGGAACUACCAUCUCUGAAUUUUGUUUUUCAUCUGUGUUUUGCAAAUGUUGCUCCCUAGCAUUUAUUAUAGCUGAAAUUGAGAGUUGUUUUGACGCGCUGGUGUUCGCGCGCAUUUCCACCCGCGCUUUUUUCCUCAGCUUCACUUUUUGGACUAGAAUUGGAUCAAAACUUAUACACGACGAUCUCUGUGCAGCUCGAGUGACUUUUGGUGUUCAAAAGCUGGUCGUCUUAUGCUGUGGUUUGCUAAAGGAGGAUGUCAGUAUUUCCUUCUAAAACUCAUCGUAAUCAACUCACUUUUCACAGUUUUCCAAGCGACCAAAUGUCUUUGCAAGGAUUACGCUAGGAAAUACGCAUACAUCAAGGACUUUACACCUGGAACUUAAAUAUGAAUGAUUCCAGUUGCAAUUCCAGCUCGUCCCGCUAUUCCCCUGAAAUAACAGCGGUGUUUGCCAUCACAAUGACUCUCAUCAUGCUCUUCACCAUCUUCGGGAACAUCAUGGUAAUCAUCGCCGUCCUCACCUGCCGCUCUUUGCGAGGCCCUCAAAAUCUUUUCUUGGUGUCUCUGGCAGCGGCGGACAUUUUGGUGGCCACUUUAGUCAUCCCGUUCUCCCUGGCUAAAGAAUUAAUGGGUUGCUGGUACUUCGAGUCAUUGUUGUGCGAGAUCAUCCUCGCAUUAGAUGUGCUUUUUUGCACAUCCUCCAUCAUUCACCUGUGCGCCAUCAGCCUGGACCGCUACCUAUCUAUAUCCCGACCUGUGCAGUAUGGCACCCAGCGCACUCCUCGAAAAAUUAAAGGCGCCAUUGUUAUUGUAUGGCUCAUUUCUGCCAUCAUCUCCUUCCCGCCUUUGGUCUCCAUGGAUAAACCCCAUCAGGUGAAGGGUGACCCGCGAACAACAUGCGAACUCAAUGAGGAUAAAUGGUAUAUUCUGUACUCCACCAUUGGGUCAUUCUUCGCCCCAUGCCUCAUCAUGAUCCUGGUCUACGUUCGCAUCUAUCAGAUUGCCAAGAAACACACAAGAUGUCCUCCAGGAGAGCCGAGGAAAGACAGUGCAGUAGGACGGGAGCUUCAGAAUGGCAAAGAUGGAGGUGUUGACUCCGCAAACAAUCCCAAUACAGCUCCAUCCAAAUCUGAAGCCAUAAACCAACCUCCGGUGCUAAUUGAGAGUGCGCAGAAGACGAAACGCUCGAGGAGAUGCAAGGAAAAUAAAGAGGAGAGCUCAAGCUCUGGAUCAGACGUUGAGGUUGUUGGCGGACAUGAUGCCAAUGGGACGAACUCCAAUAUAGCGGCGCUGGACACCGGCAACCAGACUCCCGCACAAUCCCAAUCAUAUCGAAACAUCAUCGCUACGUCGAAGGGCAGCAAACUAGCCAGUGCUAAAGCAACAGGGACUCCGAACACCAGAAGGAAAGCCAUGAUCGUGCGUGAGAAGCGCUUUACGUUCGUCCUCGCUGUGGUCAUUGGGGUUUUCAUCAUCUGCUGGUUCCCGUUUUUCUUCUCCUACAGCUUGCAGGCCAUUUGUCCAGAGAUGUGUAAAGUUCCAGAAGGACUUUUUACCUUCUUCUUCUGGAUCGGCUACUGCAACAGCGCCCUGAACCCGCUCAUCUACACAAUCUUCAACAGAGACUUCCGGAAAGCCUUCAAGAAGAUUCUGUGUAAGAGGUGCAAGGACUGCUCCUUCUGAAAGCAGACACUGGCUGGAAGUUGUUGUUUACUAUGAAGCGUGAUGGUUUCAUCUUAAAGUGAAGCUUGUGAAACUCUCUUGGUCAUAUUUCACCCACACUCAGAUAUUUAGCUAUGUGACAGUCCUACUGUUGUAGCGUAUACUUUUAUUAUCAGUUAUAUUUAUGUCUAUGAGACCUUUUUUACAAAAUUGCUCAUUAAGUUGUUUGUAGUGCGAGUGUGUGUGUGUGUGUU
Molecule: messenger RNA, 2139 nt
Organism: Danio aesculapii
Lineage: Eukaryota; Metazoa; Chordata; Actinopteri; Cypriniformes; Danionidae
Product: alpha-2B adrenergic receptor
Exons: 3
Coding region: 611-1906 (431 amino acids)
Biological process (GO): adenylate cyclase-activating adrenergic receptor signaling pathway
Cellular component (GO): membrane
Molecular function (GO): adrenergic receptor activity
Source: RefSeq, a predicted model, not a curated record